GUUGAGUUCACUGAUUGACACGUAAAAGAGACAGGAGCGUUGCAGCUGGCAGCUGCUCCACGCUCCUUUUCUCUCUCUCUGAACUUUGGAGGAGGAACGGCGCGAUCAUCUUCCUGUUGGAGAUUUUAUGCGAAGAAUACCAAAGUUAAGAUAAUCUCGCUAUAUGUUACAGCAGCAACCUUUCCCAGUCUCUUCGACAUGAACAUGAGACGAGCGGGUUUAUCUCUGCGUGCAAUCAUCUCUUUGCUCUCGAUUUCGUUGAUCCUUCAUGAGUCUGCGGGCUCGCAUUCCCCUGCUUGGAUUAUUUCCCAUGCUAAAGUAAAGCAGGUCUCCUGGAAACCAAGAGCUUUUGUCUACGAAGGUUUCCUUACGGACGAAGAAUGUGAUCAUUUGAUAUCUCUUGCGAAACCGGAACUCAAGAGAUCUGCUGUUGCAGAUAAUGUUUCGGGGAAAAGCAAGCUAAGCGAAGUGCGAACUAGCUCAGGGAUGUUUAUCCAGAAGGGAAAGGAUCCUAUUGUUACUAGAAUAGAGGACAAGAUUGCAGCAUGGACCUUUCUUCCCAAAGAAAAUGGUGAAGACAUACAAGUACUGCGAUAUGAGAAUGGGCAAAAGUAUGAUCCACACUAUGAUUACUUUGUUGAUAAGGUUAAUAUUGCUAGGGGCGGGCACCGCAUUGCCACUGUACUUCUGUAUCUCACCGAUGUGACAAAAGGUGGUGAAACAGUGUUUCCCUCAGCAGAGGAGCCUCCACAUAGAUCACCUGCAGUAGAUGGUGACUUGUCAGAUUGUGCAAAGAAGGGAGUAGCCGUAAAACCACACAGAGGAGAUGCUCUUCUCUUCUUCAGUCUCCACCCAGAUGCUACCCCAGACCAGAGUAGCCUUCAUGCCGGUUGCCCAGUAAUUGAAGGUGAGAAAUGGUCUGCAACCAAGUGGAUACAUGUAGACUCAUUUGACAAGAACUUGGCAGCUGAUUCUGGAUGUAAGGAUCAGAAUGAGAGUUGUGAGAGGUGGGCUGCUCUUGGAGAAUGCACGAAGAACCCAUCGUAUAUGGUAGGAACUCCAGACCUCCCAGGUUACUGUAGGAGGAGUUGUAAGGUGUGUUAAGAUCUAUUAUGGUUCCUGUAGAAAAUAUCCUAUGGCCACAGGUUGAUCCUAUCUUAAAUAGCCAGACAAUGUUGUAUUAAUCAGUUUUUGUUGUAAGAAUUUUACUUUUUUUUUCCUGCUAAGUUAUUCUUUGAUUAGUCCUUCGCCUCUUUUUCUGUAUUUGAGUCGUUCAGUUAUUUGAGAAAGUGGAAAAAUAUUCAAUAGAUGAAUUAAAAAAAUUUUCCUUGCAUCA
Molecule: messenger RNA, 1336 nt
Organism: Nelumbo nucifera (sacred lotus)
Lineage: Eukaryota; Viridiplantae; Streptophyta; Magnoliopsida; Proteales; Nelumbonaceae
Product: putative prolyl 4-hydroxylase 4
Biological process (GO): peptidyl-proline hydroxylation to 4-hydroxy-L-proline
Cellular component (GO): endoplasmic reticulum
Molecular function (GO): L-ascorbic acid binding; iron ion binding; procollagen-proline 4-dioxygenase activity
Source: RefSeq, a predicted model, not a curated record